Seminavis robusta is the source of this 2028-nucleotide messenger RNA. NCBI's taxonomy places the organism in Eukaryota, Bacillariophyta, Bacillariophyceae, Naviculales, Naviculaceae. The record is from the annotation of a GenBank genome assembly.
AUGUUGGCAGCACGGCAUGGCACCCGAAGGAUCCUUCCCAAGAUUCUAACCACUCGUUUUCUCUCUACCGCAAGUGCUACCACCGUCGAAAAGGUGUCCAGACAAGCGCAAGUUGAUGGCGCCUGGUCUGUCCUGGCCGCCCUGGAAAAAGCAAAGGAAGCACAGGCGGUCCAAGUUGCACAAUUGGUAUCUUCUUUGGAAGCUCUUCUGCCGAGAGGUGAUUACGACGAUGAUACUAUGUCUGGUGGCGUCAGUAACAACAAACACCAACUAUUCACAGCCAACAGUGAUCUUGCCAUCUUUUCUCUUCCUCACGUGAUGGAGGCCGUGUUGGAUCCAUCGAGAGAUCCGGUUGUUUCUGGCGAAGACGUCCGAUCCAUGCUAAAAGCUACACGCCAAGGCCGAAGAGUUGGACUGGAAACCGUACUGUCAAUUGUCAAACAAGCCACAAAACACUUUCAGGAGAAACCUCGAGUAGUAUCUCUCCCGCCUCUGCAGGACAAUCAACAUCUCACUGUGAUUGGCGAUUUGCACGGUUCCUUGACCGAUCUCGAGGCCGUACUCGGCUUGACGGAUGAACCAAACCCUCACAACAUUCUGGUAUUCAACGGAGACCUGGCCGAUCGUGGGGACCACGGAGUGGAAAUUAUCGCAAUUGUGUGCGCCCUCAGUCUCGCCUAUCCCGACUGGGUGCUGGUCAAUCGAGGCAAUCACGAAGAUUUGGCACUCUCCAUUGCCUACGGUCUAGCAGCCGAAAUUCAGCAAAAGUACGGAGCAUCCGUCUUUCACAACGAUUUGGCUCCCACGCUCGAUGCCUUUUUUCGGUCCCUGCCGUUGGCGACCGUAGUAGACAAUGAUGCGGUCAUUGUCCAUGCCGGGCCACCUCCACCCGAUGUCAUGUUGUCGGAAAUCAAAUACAUUAUCGAUCAAGGUGCUGCUGCUGGUGAAGGCGGUCUUUCGAGAACCAUACGAACCAAAACAGAAGCACAAGAGAUUACUUUGCAGCAAGAAAAGGCGCAGGAAGUCAUUGAAGCACUCCUUUGGUCGGACCCCAUGAUUGACCAGGACGAAGAUGCUCUCGCAGAUUAUCAUGAUGCCGCCGACGAGGAAGGAGAAAACAUGGGUUGGGCUCCGAACCCCUCGCGAGGAGCCGGCCACAAAUUCGAUUCCAGCAUGGUUCGUACCCUGCUGGAAACAGAAGGCUUGUAUCGGUUCAUACGAUCGCAUGAGCCCGUGCAGAAAGGCUGUGUCCGAUACCUCGUCACAGACAGCAGCGAUGCCGGCACGAAGGCGAUGGAGUUUUUCACAGUCUUUUCGGCAUCACGAUACCCUCAUAAGGAAGGCUUCAAUCAAGGCGCUGUGCUCAAAUUGAAGCCCAAUGGAGUGCACGAAGUGAUACGAUACGCUACGGAAGACGAUGAACCUCUAGAACACUACAACUUUACUUCCUUUGACGAAGAAAACUCCACGAGCCGCAUGUGUUCGGUGGACUCGGAAGACAUCCUGCGGUCUCUACAGCAAGCUGCAGUCGUUCAUAGGCCAGAACUAUUCGAGUCUUUUGAGCUAUUGGCAGAGCAGCAACAAUCCGGCAACAAACUCCCCUUUCUUAAGGUGGUAGACAUUUUGAUUCGAACGCUCCGUCUGGACGAGUCUGGUUUGAAAAAGCCUGGCAGUUUGCUGGCCAUUGCCAAGGCAUUGUCAGUCGAAUGUCACGGGCAGGACAGGCCGCCACAAACACUGCGACUGGACGAAUGCGUCAACCCGUUCAUGGUAGAAAACGACGAUGCCAAAGCGGCGGCACCCUACUAUCCAUGGCUUCGUGCUGUGUUUGAAUUGGUCGACUCGAACCACGACGGAUAUCUGAGCCGCUCCGAGUGGAUGGAUGCUGUGAAGCUAAUCAACUCCAAGCUGCCACAGGGCUCGAAACCGAUCAACGCCAAGGCAACAUGGGAUCUCCUCGAUUGGAACGGGGAUGGAUAUGUCAGUACAAGAGAGUGGGAUCAGCUGGGAAAGGCCUUGUGUCGUUAG